CUGAUGUUGAACCCACAUAGCUUUCCAUGGGUUCUGCUACAUCAACAUCCCCCAUCAACAUGCCCCCUCACUUGUUCACUCAGUCCGUCUCUGUCUCUCUCUUGCUCGCUGUCCUCCUUUGGCUGCAGGGUUGUCAGGCUGAAGACUACCACCUUUUGGGUUCAGUCCCCAUUAAUAUAACUGAAGAAUCAGACAUGGCAAGCACCAAAGGAGUCCCCAGGAUGGGGAAGAUGCUUAUUGAGCUGAUGACCCUACUGGGGGCUGUUGGCUUGAGCAACAGCGCCAUCCAAAGGCCUGACUAUGACGACACUGCGGCCCCCGAGUUCCUCAACCCCUCCUGGAUGGCGGACCUCCCGGACAGCCGCCCGCUGUCCGAGGUCACCAUGCCUGGCACCCACAACACCAUGGCCAUCUACGGCGGCGCCUUGGCCGAGUGCCAGUCCUGGAGCCUGGCGUCACAGUUGCGUGCCGGUGUGCGCUUCCUGGACGUUCGUGUGCGCCAUGUGCGUGGCAACCUCACCAUCCACCACGGCGUGUCUUACCAGCGGGCGCACUUCGGUGACGUGUUGGAGGGCGUGGCUGACUUCUUACGUGAGUACCCCAGCGAGAUGGUGCUGAUGCGGCUCAAGGAGGAGUUCAGUGAGACCUUUGACAUCUACGGGGCGGUGGUCAGCUACAUUCACCUUUACGCCGACUGGGACCUGCUGUGGCACAGUCGGCUCAUGCCAACUGUGGGACAGGCCAGAGGGAAGCUCAUUGUCCUCCAGGACUUUGGCGGACCUGACCUCGGCAUGCGCUACGGCUCCCUGGACAUUGCAGACGACUGGAAGGUCCCCACCCUUCUGCAUGUGGCUGAGAAAUGGCAAAGUGUGCACGAACACCUGGAGACUGCCCCUGUUGGCAACAAGGCCUAUAUCUUCCUCACCUAUGGCAGCGGAGCGGGCAUCUUUGCCUACCCCAACGCCAUCGCCCAGCGAAUCAAUGCCCGCCUGUACGACUACCUGAUGGCACUGAUAGGGCAGAACAGGCGCUUUGGAAUCAUCACCAUGGAUUUCCCCGCCUCUCCCCUCCUUCAAAUGAUCAUCAACUUCAACUGAGAGAGAGGUCCCUCAUCUACUAAGCCUGCUACCAUACAAUCAACAUAGAUACUCUCAAAUUAAAAUUGUUGGGUCACUACAUGAUGAUUGGGAGUCCAUUUUGGUCAUUGUAUGCUUAUUUUCACUAUACCUUGCUACUUAAGUAAGCAGUUGUUUAUUGGUGAGGUUCGUCAUCGUUCUUGACUUUCCAACAAGCGGGCAAAACUGCAAUGAUGUCAGACUGAUAUAUUUUCUGACGUCAUGGUCAGGUUG
Molecule: messenger RNA, 1349 nt
Organism: Oncorhynchus mykiss (rainbow trout)
Lineage: Eukaryota; Metazoa; Chordata; Actinopteri; Salmoniformes; Salmonidae
Product: phosphatidylinositol-specific phospholipase C
Biological process (GO): lipid metabolic process
Molecular function (GO): phosphoric diester hydrolase activity
Source: RefSeq, a predicted model, not a curated record